Molecule: messenger RNA, 1105 nt
Organism: Paramecium pentaurelia
Lineage: Eukaryota; Ciliophora; Oligohymenophorea; Peniculida; Parameciidae
Source: the annotation of a GenBank genome assembly
AUGACAAGACACUCCUAGAUUAUCAUCAAUCAUAAAACCAUAUCCUCAGUUGAUGAUAUUCCAGGUUUAACUCUAUAAGAGAAGCUAUUUAAAGGGGGAUGUGGUACUAUUUUCAAAGGUGUAGAUCAUACUACAAAAUAAGAAGUUGCCAUCAAAUACUCUAAGUUUGACUUAUCUAAUGAGUAUAAAAUUAUGAAAAAGUUAUCACAUGUCCCAGGAAUUCCUAAAGUAUACUCUUUGGGAGACUCAGGAAAAUCUACAUAUUUAAGCAUGGAAUAUUUAAAUACAGAUUUGCAUAGCUUAAAGGCUAAAUUGAAACAACUAUCUUUAAAGUGCAUAUGCUUUGUUGCAAUUAAAGUAUUAGAAAUAUUGAAAGAAGUCCAUACUUUGAAUAUUGUACAUAGAGAUAUUAAGCCUACAAAUCUAAUGAUUAAAUCUCUUGAAGGUUUUUUUCUAUUUUAAUGAUUCUUAGAUUCAUAAAUAUUUCUGAUUGAUUUUGGAAUAGCCAAAGAAGUUGAUUAGUUUAUCUAUUCGAAAGAAGUAGAAGGGACUUAAUUAUAUGAUCCUUUAUAAGUACAUAAAAGAUUGCCAUAUAGAUUUAUUGAUGAUAUUGAAAUGCUUGGUUAUACACUUGUUUUUCUAUUUAAAGGUAAUAUGGAUUAUUAAUCUUAGGAUAUCUUCCUUGGAUGAAAUAUCCUAAUACUAUGUUAUAUAAUGAUGAAGUGAUGAGACAUAAGGAAUAAUAUCUUAGUUCUAAAAUAAUGAGCAGACUUCCAUUUGCUGAACUCUUUGGGUACAUAAAAUGGAAUCAAAAUAAUAAUAAACCAGAUCAUGAUUUUUUGAUUUCAUUGUUUAAGAAGAUUUUGACAGAGAAUAAAAUGUAAGAGAACUAUUUGUAUGAUUGGACUGAAAAUACUACUCCACUUGCAUCUUCCAAGACAAAAACUACUAUCAGUUUCUUCAAUUACUUUUGUGAUGAAAUUGAGCAACAUUAUACAGGUAAAUACUAUUAAUAUAUAAUUGUAAGAUUUAAGUGAUGAUGAAUAAAACCAUAGUGUUUUUACUUUGACAUAAUAGAAAUAUAAAUUCUUUAAAAAAGAAUGAU